Gossypium raimondii (Peruvian cotton) is the source of this 441-nucleotide messenger RNA. RefSeq lists its product as uncharacterized. The transcript has a single exon. Bases 1 to 441 code for a protein of 146 amino acids. NCBI's taxonomy places the organism in Eukaryota, Viridiplantae, Streptophyta, Magnoliopsida, Malvales, Malvaceae. The record is from RefSeq and is a predicted model, not a curated record.
AUGCCAUCAUCAGUUACCGAGACUCACGGAGCAAAUGCCGAGACUUACAGUGGAGAAGAUGUUUGCAAGCAAAAAUUUUUGGAGCUGCUUGAGGAAAUAUCUUUGCCCAAGGGCAUCGAACCUGUUGAAAUAAUAGAGUUCGGUCGAAAUCGAUCAACUGGGCUUGUGUGGAUGAAGCUGAAGAACAAGAAAGAGCACAAAUUUAAGCGGAUUAAUAAGGUAGUAUCUUACAAUAGAGAGAUCAACUUUUUUAUAGACAAUGGCGGUAUUAAGAAACUCACAGGAAUUAAGUGCAAGGAGUUGUUUAUUUGGAUCACCAUCUCCGGCAUGUUUAUCGAAGAUCCUUCCUCUGGAAAGAUUUCCUUUACCAUUCCCAGUGGCUUGAAAGCCCAUUUCCCUAUUUCGGCCUUUGAGUUGGAAGAAGACGACAACAAAAAAUAG